AUGCAAGUCAUGGAAGAUGAGAAUGCUGAAACAGAACAACCAAACUUGCUUCAGCAAGAACGACAAGAACGAAACGAAGGCAUCAAUAAUUUUGAUGUCAGAAGAAUUCCUCAGGAACAACCCAUGAUGAUUGCUGAUGAGGAGCUACGCAAUGUGAUUGAUGGUAGUGCUCAGCCAUUGCAGCAAGUGGGUCCUCAAGGAGAUUUAUGGCAGCGACAAGUGGAUCCCUCGGCUUCUAGACUAUUGAGUCCAUCCAAUCUUUCCCGUGUCAUGGCACGUUCGGAAGAAACUCUAAGGCGACGACCUCCUCGUGAUCAUCGUACGCGUGAAGACGAAUCGCUUUCGAUGAUGAGACGCCUCAACAUCAAUGAAGUCGAACGAACCUCAGUUCCCGAACAGCACAAUAAUUCUAUUCCAGUAGACGAUGAUGACUCGUCAGAAGCCCCCACUCCAGCCACUUGGUCUACUGUUCCAACGUAUGGAGGGACACCACCGUCAGAACGAUCACUCCACGCCGCUGCUGUCUUGAAUAAUGUGUUGUAUGUCUUUGGUGGCUACGACGGCGUUGGUCGGGUCAAUACCUUUCACGCGUAUUCCUUCCAAGAGAAGCGAUGGUCGCCCGUAUUGGCGGCAGCUCAAAGUGAGCCACCGCCAUCCCCACGAGAUCGACAUGUAGCCUUUAGUUUUGGAAACUCCUUCUAUGUACAUGGUGGCUUUGAUGGGACUUCCCGAGUCUCGGACUUUUGGCGAUUCGACUUUUCCUCCAUGACUUGGAGACAAGUGGCGGCAGUUGGGCGGUCCCCGUCACCACGACAUUCCCAUGCAGCCAUUGUUCAUGCUAAUUCCUUUUAUUGUUUUGGAGGAUAUGAUGGUUCGUACAAAUCCGACUUGCAUGAAUUUAACUUUGACACUCUGGAAUGGAGUGCGGUGCAAACCACUGGACGACGACCAAGGGCCAGAUAUCGAGCGACGACGGUGGUUCACAAGGAUUAUAUGAUAUUGUUUGGAGGUCACGAUGGGAAUCGUCAUUUGAAUGACACUUUUAUAUUUGAUUUGGUGAAUAAGGAAUGGUCCUGCCUCGUCACGGAUGGCAUUUUGCCAUCACCGAGGGAUUCCCAUGUCUCGGCAAUCCAUGGGAAUAGCAUGUAUAUUUUUGGAGGCAGCAGUGGAAGUGCCUUGAAUGAUUUACACGAACUCCAGCUGCCUACAAAAGAAUCAUCAGUGGCCAAAUGGCGCACCGUCGAAACAUGCAAAAGCAACCAACCUGGGUAUCGUUUUUGUCACGUUGGAGUGGUCCAUUCGGAUUCCUUCUUUGUCUUUGGAGGUUACGAUGGAUCCAAUCGCCUGCGCGACUUUAUCAAGUUUGAUAUUUCCGUCCAUGACUUGUCGUUUGACGUUCCGCCUUCCACAUUGAUUUCGGAAUUCCGUGCCAUGGUGGACGAUGAUUCCUUUUCGGAUGUGACUAUUCUGGUUGAAGGCACGCCCAUUUAUGCUCACAAACUCUUGCUCAUGCGAUCACCGUACUUUCGGGCUCUCUUUCUAGGAGAAAUGAAGGAAUCCACCAUGGCUACUGUGCGAAUUGAACAAGUUUCCCAUCCCAUCUUCUUGCAGGUCAUGGAGUACUUGUAUACAGAUCAAUUGAAGAUUCCUGUGGAAUCUGCAAUGGAACUCUUUGAGGCCGCAGAUCUCUUUUGCAUUCCCCGUCUGAAACAAAUGUGCGAACGACGCAUCCUCCAAUCUAUUUCGCCUCAAAAUGCAGCAUCCAUCUUCCAUGCGGCAGAUGUGCAUUCUGCCAUUGCACUGAGAGGAAAAGCCAAAAAGUAUAUCUUGUCACAUUUUGAAUCAGUGUCCAAGUCACCAAGCUUUGAGAAUAUGGGACGAAGCAACAUUGAUUUGGUCUUUGAAUUGCUUCAGAGUCGAUGA
Molecule: messenger RNA, 1923 nt
Organism: Cylindrotheca closterium
Lineage: Eukaryota; Bacillariophyta; Bacillariophyceae; Bacillariales; Bacillariaceae
Source: the annotation of a GenBank genome assembly